AUGUAUAAUAAACCUGUACCAUACUUGUCUUCUCUAAUAUCCAUCAUGUCAAAUGAUAAUUCUAAAUCAACCUUUGACGAGCUUCGAUGGGUGAUUCACAUCCGCAAAACCCUUGAAGAAGAGCUUGAGGAAGAUGGUGAAUUUGCUGUAUCCAUCUUCAGUGUGCCCAAGCUCCUCAUGGCAAGUGAUCCACACUCUUACGUCCCUCAACAGGUUGCAAUUGGUCCUUACCACUAUUGGCGUCCAGAGCUAUUUGAGAUGCAAAGGUACAAGAUUGCAGCAGCAAAAAGAUUCCAGAAACGUCUACAAAGCUGCAAGUUGGAGACUCUUGUAGACCAAUUGACCAAGUUGGAGGAGAGGGUUCGAGCAUGCUACCACAAGUUCUUGGAUUUCAACGGGGAAACAUUGGUGUGGAUGAUGACAGUUGAUGCCUCAUUCUUGCUUGAGUUCCUUCAAGUUUUUGCCAUGCAGGAGGGAGAAAAGGUGCAGAGGGUUUCUUCCAGCAUGUCCCAUUUGGUGGAUUAUGCUGGGAAGAAAUCAGCUCAUAAUGCAAUUUUGAGGGACUUUGUAAUGCUUGAGAAUCAAAUCCCAUUGUUUGUGUUGAGAAAGAUGCUGGAGUUCAAAUUCUCAUCGCUUGAAGCUGCUGAUGACAUGCUGAGCUUGAUGUUUAUAGGGCUGUUCAAAGAGAUUUCUCCUUUCAAGAUGAUGGAGGAGUAUCCGAACAUUCAGGUCUCGGAGAGUUUGCAUCUGCUAGAUUUCUUGUAUGAUGUGAUAGUGCCAAAAUUAGAACAACAACCAGACACGACCGAAGCCGAGGUUCAACAAGAAGAACAAAAGGAAGGGAAUGAAGAAGGAACCUCAGACUCCAGCCAUGUUAAGCAAUUAUUCAGUGAAAUAUGGAAUCUUCUUUCAAAGUUACACAAAGGGCCAGUAAAAUUAAUUCAAAAGGUAACUGUAUCUAGACCUCUCAAAGUCUUUUCACAAUUGCCUUGGAAAAUCGCGUCCAACCUUCCAGGACUUAAGCUUCUGAAGAAACCUGUUGAAUAUUUCAUCUCCUCUCAAGAAAAAGGAGAUGAAAAGGGAGAAAGUGCGAGUCCAAGCUCCAAUAGUUUCAUGAACAAGCCACCCUCAGUAGAGGAAAUCACUAUUCCUUCUGUUACAGACCUCUUCAGUUGUGGUGUUCAUUUUGCACCUACUAAGGGAAGCAUAUCAAACAUCAGUUUUGACCCCAAAACACGCACGUUUUACCUUCCCACAAUUGCUUUGGACGUUAACACUGAAGUUUUCCUCAGAAACUUGGUUGCAUAUGAAGCAUCAGUUGCAUCAGGGCCAUUGGUUAUAACCCGUUACACUGAGUUGAUGAACGGAAUUAUAGACACGGAGGAAGAUGCAAAGAUUCUGAGAGAAAAAGGGAUCAUUCUUAACCACUUGAAAAGUGAUAAAGAGGUGGCUAACCUGUGGAAUGGAAUGAACAAGUCCUUGAGACUGUCAAGGGUCCCAGAAUUGGACAAAGUGAUUGAGGAUGUGAACAAGUAUCACAAUGGUAGAAUGAAGGUAAAAAUUUGGAAGUUCAUGAAGGCUUACGUGUUUAGUUCUUGGCAGUUUUUGACAUUCCUUGCUGCCAUAUGCCUCUUGCUCUUGAUGGCUUUGCAAUCUUUCUGCUCUGUCUACACUUGCAAUCGUUUUUUACGAUCUGCACUAAAUUCCAGUGGUUAA
This is a messenger RNA of Sphenostylis stenocarpa, 1716 nucleotides long. The record is from the annotation of a GenBank genome assembly. NCBI's taxonomy places the organism in Eukaryota, Viridiplantae, Streptophyta, Magnoliopsida, Fabales, Fabaceae.